This is a messenger RNA of Cylindrotheca closterium, 249 nucleotides long. Lineage: Eukaryota; Bacillariophyta; Bacillariophyceae; Bacillariales; Bacillariaceae. The record is from the annotation of a GenBank genome assembly.
AUGCUCUGUGAUGAUCAGUCCGAGACAACUAAUCGCCCCCAUGCACUCCUAUCUGGUGCUCCAACUCCAGCUCCAGCUCCUGCAGCUCCAGCUCCCGCUCCUCAGCGGCUGCGGCUCCUGCCCCCUGCUCCGCCCGUCAACCAAGUCCCCUCUGGCGAUGCCUCUGCUUUGACCGCUGCAACUUCUGCUACCAACCUUCCUCAGAUUCGUCAGCAGGUCUCUGCCAUUGUCAACUCAUUGAUCAAGUGA